AUGAGUGGGAACAAUAUUUUGGGAAAAAUCCCGGAUGAGAUUGGAAAUCUCAUUAAUUUGGAGGUGCUAGACGUAGGGCAUAAUCAACUAUUAGGACCCAUUCCCUUUGAUACUGGAAGGCUUUGGAAGCUAAAUAUAUUUUACGCUUCAAGUAAUUUUCUCUUUGGGACUAUUCCCCAUUCUAUUGGAAAUCUAACAGAGUUAACCAAACUUGUUUUAGAUUUUAACAAUAUUCAAGGCAACAUUCCUUCGAAUCUAGGUAAGUGCCAAAAUUUGCUUUUAUUGGAUCUUUCUUAUAACAAUCUUAGUGGACCAAUACCCCCCGAAAUACUAGGACUAUCUUCAUUGUCCAUUGUACUAAGCUUAUCGUCAAACUCUUUGACUGGUGAACUUCCUGUUGAAGUAGAAAAACUGAAAAAUCUAGGCCUACUGGAUGUUUCUCACAACAGGUUAUCUGGUUUGCUUCCAAACAACCUUGGUAGUUGUGUAAGUCUGGUGGAGCUGUAUUUGGAGGGCAAUUUAUUUGAAGGGCCCAUUCUUCCAUCUUUGAGUUCAUUGAAAGGUCUUGGGGCAUUGGAUGUAUCCAACAAUAAUCUUUCAGGUGGGAUUCCAGAAUUUCUUGUAAGGUUUGGGGCAUUGAAGUAUUUAAAUCUCUCUUUCAACAAUUUUGAAGGAGUUAUACCAAGUGAAGGAGUGCUCAAGAAUACAAGUGCCAUAUUUGUUGAGGGAAAUAAUAAGCUUUGUGGAGGCAUCCUUGAAUUACACUUGUCAAGAUGUAACUCCAAGACAUCAUCAAAAGCUUCUUUUAAAUUGAAAAUUGCAAUUAUUGUUGUGAUUUUAGGAGUGACUUUGGUUUUCAUUUGUCUCCUCGUCUUGUGGUCUAGAAAGAAGAAAGAACAGAAACCAACAACAACUUGUGCAGAACGUUCACUUUUACAAUUAUCAUACCAAAGCAUCCUAAGGGCAACUAGCGGAUUCUGCAUGGAGAAUUUGGUUGGUUCUGGAAGUUUUGGUUCUGUAUAUAAAGGAAUUCUUGAAGAGAGUGGAGUAGCUAUUGCAGUGAAGGUGCUUAAUCUUCUAAAUCAUAGAGCUUCCAAGAGUUUCUUCACAGAAUGCGAGGCCUUGAAGAACAUUCGACAUCGAAAUCUUGUCAAGGUUUUAACAGCCAUUUCAGGUGUCGAUUAUCAAGGCAAUGAUUUUAAAGCCUUGGUUUAUGAGUUUAUGGAAAAUGGAAGCUUGGAGGACUGGUUGCAUCCAUAUGUAAGCAUGAAUGAAUCGGAGAUGACAAGGAACCUGAACUUCUUCCAAAGAGUUAAUAUGGCCAUAGAUGUUGCUCAUGCACUACAAUAUUUGCACAAUCAUUGUGAAACAUCAAUCAUUCAUUGUGACCUGAAGCCAAGCAAUAUUCUGCUUGAUGGAGAAAUGGUUGGACAUAUAGGUGACUUUGGCUUAGCAAAAAUCCUUUCUGCAGACAGGCUUAACUAUUCUUCCAGUCAAUCAAGUUCCCUUGGAUUAAGAGGAACUAUUGGCUAUGCUCCACCAGAAUAUGGCGUGGGAAGUGAGAUGUCGACGAAAGGCGAUGUAUAUAGCUAUGAAUCCUCUUGCUAG
Molecule: messenger RNA, 1608 nt
Organism: Gossypium arboreum
Lineage: Eukaryota; Viridiplantae; Streptophyta; Magnoliopsida; Malvales; Malvaceae
Product: probable LRR receptor-like serine/threonine-protein kinase At3g47570
Exons: 2
Coding region: 1-1608 (535 amino acids)
Biological process (GO): protein phosphorylation
Molecular function (GO): protein kinase activity; ATP binding; protein binding
Source: RefSeq, a predicted model, not a curated record